CGAAUUUUAUUUAUUUUUUAUAUAUUAGCCGAAUUUCGAAUCUGAAGCUGGAAAUUCGGCGAAUGCGGUGACUUAGGUUUCUAAUAUGUAGAUUUCAUAAAUAGUAUUUUUGUUUAUUUUUUGCUUUUUUCUGAUUGGCUCUUAUAUUUUUCCUAGUGGUUUUAUUCGUUUUAAUUAUUAAAAAAAAAAAAAAAAGUGUUUAAGUCCUAAUACUAUACAGCUGCAGUACACCAGUUCAUCAUUUUUGAUGAAACAUUUCAGACUCGCCACAAUUUAUUUUGAUGAGAUUUUUUUUCUUAAACUCGUAUUGUUUAUUGCUUUCACUGUGUUUGAGCAAGGGCUGAGAAAGAGCAGACGAGGGGCCAAGCAAGGGUUUUUAGAGUCUCGUGCCAGCUCAUAUUAUUUGAAUUUUCAAGGGAUCAGAAAGAUUAAGUCUACAAUGGCUGGCUCUCGACUCCAGAAGAAUAAGCCACAUAAAACUCGCUUUGCAUCAAAAUCUUCAAGGCAUAUCCACAAACUAUCCGAGUCAGCUGCAAAGAUAUCCAAGGGUUCACAGCAUAAUAUGAGUAAAGGAGCAAAAGCUGCCAGGAUGCAACGCAGUAAAAUGGUUCGGGAACAAAAGCGUGCUGCACUUUUGGCAGAAAAACGUGCCUUAACUGGCUCAACAAGUCCCCCACGGAUUAUUGUACUAUUUCCUCUUUCAUCAAAUGUUCAGUUGACAAAACUAAAGCAAGUACUUAUGUCAGCAAUUGCUUCAGAUGAACCAUGCAUUUUUAAUGGCACAGAUACAAUGCAGAUUGAUAAAUCAGAUAAUGGAAAAACAGAAGCUAUAACAGAUGUUCUUUGUUCUUCUACUUGCAAAUUAAGAUCAAUUUUUCUGGAAGCACCACAUGGCGAUCUUCAAACAUGCUUAGAAAUGGCAAAGGUUGCAGAUAUAAUUGCAUUUGUAGCUUCAGCUGAUGGCUAUAGUAAUGGAGUUGUGCACAAUCGGUAUAUUGAUCUUAUAGGAAGCCAAUGCUUAUCUAUGCUCAGAGCUCUGGGUUUGCCCAGCACUAUUGGCUUGAUCACUGACUUACCAAUGGAUCAAAGGAAGAAACAUGAUGCUAAAAAACAAUGCAUUUCAAGUCUUACAAAUGAAUUUCCAGAAGACUGUAAAAUCUUACCUGCAGAUACGAAGGACGAUUUCCAAAAGUUAGUAAGACAUUUGGGUGAGCUGCGCCUUUCAGUACCUCAAUGGAGGAAUCAGAGGCCUUUUCUUAUGGCUCAGCAGGUUGAAAUUUCAACGUCCGAGCAGGAUUCAGGCAGGAGUACGCUGCUUCUUUCGGGCUAUGUGCGGGCACGGAGUCUAUCUGUUAACCAGCUGGUUCAUGUGCCAGGAGCAGGAGAUUUUCAACUAGAUCAAAUUGACAUUCUUGAAGAUCCUUUUCCUCUUAAUCAACUCAAGAAGAGUAAAGUGGAUUCCAUGCAAUUAGAUGAUAACUCACAAAGUCAGAAGAUUCUCCGAUCGUUGCUGCCAAACACAUUAGAACAGGAACUCAUUGUUGUUGAGAAUGUUCCAGAUCCUCUUGCAGGCGAACAGACAUGGCCAACAAAAGAAGAGUUAGCUGAAGCUGAUAAGAAUACUAAGCAAAAGAAGAUGAGGAAGAGGACUCUUCCACGGGGCGUGUCUGAUUAUCAGGCUGCAUGGAUUGUGGAAGAAACUGAUGAUGAAAAUGACACUGGUGAUGAAAGUGAACAUGAGGAUGACAUGGAGCUGUGCAAGGAGGAACAGAGGGACAAUUGUCAUGAAGAAAGCAACAAUCUUGAGGAUGCUUCUGUUGCAGGAGAUCACGCAUCCGUCUCGUUUUCUUUAAGAGAUUAUGAUGAAGAGACACAAACUGACUUUAUGGCCGAUGAUGAUAACUUUAACCAGGAGGAAGUGCAAGCUGAAAUCCAAAGGCUGAAGGAAGCGCAUGCACAAGAUGAGGAAUUUCCAGAUGAAGUGGACACACCAAUGGAUGUCCCAGCUCGGCAACGGUUUGCAAGGUAUAGAGGUCUGAAGUCUUUUCGAACCUCAAGUUGGGAUCCAAAGGAGUCUUUGCCUGAAGAGUACGCUCGGAUAUUUGCAUUUGACAAUUUUGCUAGAACACAUAAGCAUGCUUUGGCAAAAGCAAAAGAAAUUGAUAGUGGAAAGCUGGAUGGUUGUGCUAGUGUCGGUGCUUAUGUUCAACUUCACAUUAAAGGAGUUCCUAUUGAUAUAGUCACAAAACUAUUGCAUGGUUAUAGAAAUCGGCCAGUUAUAGCAUUUGGUCUCUUUCAACAUGAGACAAAGAUGUCUGUAUUGCAUUUCAGUGUAAAGAAACAUGACUCUUUCAAAGACCCUAUCAAGUCAAAAGAACCUCUUAUGUUUCAUGUGGGAUUCCGCCAGUUCAGUGCAAGGCCAAUAUUUUCUUCUGAUGAUAUCAAUGGGGAUAAACAUAAACUGGAGAGGUUCCUACACCCUGGCCAUUUCAGUGUGGCUUCUGUUUUUGCUCCAAUUUGCUUUCCACCAUUGCCUGUUAUUGUUUUCAAAGACAUGGGAGAAUCUGCUGGGAAUAGGCUAGCUGCUGUUGGUUCAUUGAGGAGUGUAAAUCCUGACAGAAUUAUUUUGAAGAAGGUUGUUUUAACAGGUUAUCCUCAGCGAGUCUCAAAAGUUAAAGCAUUGGUGCGAUUUAUGUUUCACAAUCCUGAAGAUGCUAGAUGGUUCAAGCCUGUGGAAUUAUGGACAAAAUAUGGUCGGCAUGGUCGAAUUAAGGAACCCGUUGGUACGCAUGGGGCGAUGAAGUGCAUUUUUGAUGGCGUUGUUCAGCAGCGGGACACAGUCUGUCUUAGUUUGUAUAAACGAGCUUAUCCUAAAUGGACGGAGCAACACUUCUAAUUGUGAUAGAAUUACAGAUUUUGGUUUUGAUUCUAUAGUUAAGGUUGCAUUAGCCUGUUUCAACUAUUAUUAAUAGGAAAUUCGCUGAAAUGGGUAUGUGAUAAUUUAUUUGGCCAAAGCAUGGCCAACAUCGAAUAUUUAUUUGGAAAUUCGCUGAAAUGGGUAUGUGUGAAUUUAUUUGGUCAAAGCAUGGCCAACAUGGUCAAAUUCAUGAAAGAAGAUAUAUUUUGGCUUCAACUUGGGAAUAUGGUCGAAGUAUGGCUGGCAGGGUUGGGUUCCUGAAAAGAGUAUUUGCUCUCCUAGGAUUAGGAGGUGCUUAAAAUGAACCAAAAUAAUUUUGGCUUCAACUAUGGGACUUUUUUAAUUUAUUAAUUAUAGAGAAGCGAUUAUUCUUACUAAACAUGGCGUGUUGAAACCUAUUUGUAUUACCAGUCUUUAUUCUGCUAUAUAGUUUCUGAAAAUUAUUUUUGUCCGAA
Messenger RNA from Cryptomeria japonica (Japanese cedar), 3372 nucleotides. RefSeq lists its product as uncharacterized. The transcript is spliced from 22 exons. The record is from RefSeq and is a predicted model, not a curated record. Lineage: Eukaryota; Viridiplantae; Streptophyta; Pinopsida; Cupressales; Cupressaceae. Gene Ontology annotation, cellular component: nucleus; preribosome, small subunit precursor. The coding region runs from base 248 to 2896 and encodes 882 amino acids. Gene Ontology annotation, molecular function: GTP binding; U3 snoRNA binding; GTPase activity. Gene Ontology annotation, biological process: ribosome biogenesis; endonucleolytic cleavage of tricistronic rRNA transcript (SSU-rRNA, 5.8S rRNA, LSU-rRNA); maturation of SSU-rRNA from tricistronic rRNA transcript (SSU-rRNA, 5.8S rRNA, LSU-rRNA).